CAACCGCAGCCUGCCGCCGCCUUCUCGCCGACGACACAUCAAACGAUUUAUCCCAUCACCCCACCACUCGACGCCGAAUUUCACCCUCACCCCUAUCAAAAACUGAAAAAGAUACCAGAAUCAAUUCUACAGAAGAAUCCCACAACGCAGCAAAAAUGGAGUUCACCACCACCGGCAUGCUGAACGAAGACGGCAUCCACGUCGACAUGGAGAGAUUAAAGAAGGGCGAGGUCAACCUCGGAACCUCGAUUAUGGCGGUCACUUUCAAGGACGGUGUCAUUCUUGGUGCCGAUUCCCGGACAACGACGGGCGCCUACAUUGCCAACCGCGUCACCGACAAGCUCACACAAGUUCACGACACCAUCUGGUGCUGCCGGUCAGGCUCCGCCGCCGAUACCCAGGCCGUCGCCGACAUCGUCCAGUACCAGCUGGGUUUGUACGCCAUGCGCAACGGCAAGCCCCCUAUGACGCAAACCGCCGCCGCCAUCUUCCAAGAGGUCUGCUACGCCAACAAGGACCGUCUGACCGCCGGCCUCAUCAUCGCCGGCUGGGACGAGCGCCACGGCGGCCAGGUCUACUCGAUCCCCCUCGGCGGCUCCCUACACAAGCAGUCCUACGCCAUCGGCGGCUCGGGCUCGACCUACAUCUACGGAUACUGUGACGAGCAUUGGAAGGAGGGCAUGGAGGAGAAGGAGGCUGUCGAGUUCGUCAAGGGAUCGCUCAAGGAGGCCAUCAAGUGGGACGGCAGCUCUGGCGGCGUCAUCCGCAUGGUCGUCCUUACCGCCAAAGGCGCCCAGAGGCAUCUGUACCUCCCCGACGAGGACUACACGGUGAAGCACUAAAGAGAGGGGCAGCGAAGGAAUAGGAGUGAAGGGAGAUGAAUGAGAAGGGUUGUGAAUGGCCUUUCGGGUGGAAGCAAUUCAUCGCCCGGAUGUCUCGCCGUCAAAGAGCGAGGAUACAUCACACAGGCUGGUCGCCACGAGUUAACGAACGAGCCUCGGGCAACAUUCAUACCGAGGCGAAGACACCUCAGACUUGGCGGACGAACCAAUGAAUGUAACAAUAAAAUAAAUUCCCCGCAUGACGGAAGGUUCCUUUUG
Molecule: messenger RNA, 1100 nt
Organism: Colletotrichum destructivum
Lineage: Eukaryota; Fungi; Ascomycota; Sordariomycetes; Glomerellales; Glomerellaceae
Product: Putative peptidase T1A, proteasome beta-subunit, proteasome, subunit alpha/beta
Exons: 6
Coding region: 156-842 (228 amino acids)
Cellular component (GO): proteasome core complex
Molecular function (GO): threonine-type endopeptidase activity
Source: RefSeq, a predicted model, not a curated record